AUGACGUCCAUCCUCUCUGCUCUUCUCUGCCUUGGGCUGAGUCUGGACCAGAGGACCCGUGUGCAGGCAGGGACCCUCCCGAAACCGACCAUCUGGGCUGAGCCAGGCCCUGUGAUCAAAUCAGGGAGCCCUGUGACCAUCUGGUGCCGGGGAACCCUGGAGGCCCAGGAGUACCGGCUGUAUGCAGGUGGCAGGUACUUGGACAGACAGAAGUCCCUGGAGCCUAGAGACAGGGCCAAGUUCCUCAUUACAGGAAAGUAUGCAGACAGAUAUACCUGUAACUACCUCAGCCCCACUGGCUGGUCAGAGCCCAGUGACCCCCUGGAGCUGGUGGUGACAGGAGCCCACAGCAAACCCAGCCUCUCAGCCCUGCCCAGCAAUGUCGUGACCUCAGGAGGGAAUAGGACCCUCCAGUGUGGCUCAGUGGAUAAAUUUGACAGGUUCCUUCUGACUAAGGAAGAAGAUCACAGGCUCUCCUGGGCCGUGGACUCACAGCGACAGCCCAGUGGGCGGUCCCAGGCCCAGUUCCAUGUGGGCCCUGUAGCACCCAGCCACAGGUGGACGUUCAGAUGCUAUGGCUAUUUUGAGAAGCAACCCCAGGAGUGGUCUGACCCUAGUGACCCCCUGGAUCUAACGGUCUCAGGACCCUCUGGAGGCCCCAGCCCUCCACCCACAGGGCCCACCUCCACAGCUGUCAUCCCCAAACUCUCCAUCUGGGCUGACCCAGGCCCCAUUGUCACCAAGGGGAGCCCCGUGACCAUCUGGUGUCAGGGGUCUCUGCAGGCUAGUGUCUACGUUCUGUAUGAAGAGAGGGGCUCUGACCCCUUGGAUAUGAGGAUCCCACAGGACUCCAACAAUAAGGGCCAGCAUGCUAGUGACCACCACCUGUGUGUCUGUCUGUCCAUCCUGCUGGCCCCACAGUCUCCUCCAUCUCCUCAGCUGAGGCCACAGGGAGAAGACGCCCUGACCCCCAACCUCAAGGCUCUGCUCUGCCUCAGGCUGAGUGUGGGCCUUAGGAUCCCAGUACAGGCAGGGACCCUCCCCAAGCCCAUCAUCUGGGCUGAGCCAGGCCCUGUGAUCCUCAGGGGGAGCCCCAUGACCAUAUGCUGUCAGGGAACACGAAAGGCUAAGGAGUACCUAAUUUAUAAAGAGGGAAGCCCAGCACCAUGGAAAAGAGAGAAGCCACUGGAGCCUGGGGACAAGGCCAAGUUCUCCAUCCCACACAUGACAGAGCGUGAUGCAGGGAUAUAUCACUGUUACUAUCUCAGCCCCACUGGCUGGUCAGAGCGCAGUGACUUCCUGGAGGUGGUGGUGACAGGAUCCUACAGCAAACCCAGCCUCUCAGCCCUGCCCAGCCCUGUCGUGACUUCAGGAGGGAACAUGACCCUCCAGUGUGGCUCAUGGCAGGGAUUUGACAGGUUCAUUCUGACUAAGGAAGGAGAUCACAGGCUCUCCUGGACCCUGGACUCAGAGCCACAGCCCAGUGGGCAGUUCCAGGCCCUGUUCCCUGUGGGCCCUGUGACCCCCAGCCACAGGUGGACGUUCAGAUGCUAUGGCUGCUACAGGAACAGCUCCCAGGUGUGCUCACACCCCAGCGAUGCCCUAGAGCUCCUGGUCUCAGGAAUGUACAGGAAACCCUCCCUCUCAGCCCAGCCGGGACCCUCAGUGGCCUGGGGAGCGACCGUGACCCUUCAGUGUGGCUCUGAGAUCUGGUUUGACACCUUCCACCUGCACAGGGAGGGGUCACUGGACCCUCCCCAGCACUUUCAUCUGCAGGACACAUCUGCACCCUCUCAGGCCAACUUCACCCUCAAUUCUGUGACCUCAGGCCACCAGGGGACCUACAGGUGCUAUGGCUCACACAGCACCUCCCCCUACCUGCUGUCACAGCCCAGUGACCCCCUGGAGCUGCUGGUCUCAGACUACACAGUGGAGAAUCUUAUCCGGAUUGUUGUGGCUGGCUUGGUCCUGGUGGUCCUUGGGGUGCUGCUAUUUGAGGCUCGAAGUGACACCCGAAGGGUCCUCGAUGCAGCCAGCAUGUGA
Molecule: messenger RNA, 2043 nt
Organism: Myotis myotis
Lineage: Eukaryota; Metazoa; Chordata; Mammalia; Chiroptera; Vespertilionidae
Product: leukocyte immunoglobulin-like receptor subfamily A member 6
Source: RefSeq, a predicted model, not a curated record